AUGACAGAAUCACCUUUUCAACGUCCGAAGCUGCAAACCCAAGACACGUUUCAAGCUCCUCAGCUAUCGGGGACUUUAGGUCCCAAUGGCAUUGCUACUGUGCAUCCCGACCAUCCGGCAUCGUCAAAAGGUAACGGCAGUGUCGGAUUCAAGGAUAAGGAUCAUGCCUUGCUCAGAACUACCGACGUAUCCGCCCCUGCGCAUUCCACCGUUGACGAUGAUGAUGAUGAUGAUGAUGAUGAUGGAGAAGAUGAAGAUGAAGACGAUGAUUUCCUGGAAGACUACGACGAUAUCCGACCCAAUCCAGAUACAUUGAUCAGCACGAGGAGGAGCGUUGAAGUUGGCCGCCGACCCACUAGCGCAGAUAUGAGCUUCGAGCAAGGGRAGACUACAAGAAGAGCCUCUGCUGCUGCGGCUGCGAACAUUCAGGUCCGACUAGAGCGGACAGGCAAGCAAGGCCACUACAUCCUCACAGCAGACGAUCCUGAUCUGAAAGAGCUGCUGAGAAAACGAAUCGAGCGAGAAGAUGCAGAUGCAGGAAGCGGGAAGCCUCGUACGAGGUUCAGGGACCUAGUGUUCACCAGACAAUUCACCACUUUCGAUAGGCGACAUGCUGCUGCGCAAGAUAGCCCCUUCUUCGGCUUCUUCACCCUCUUCUGGAUCUCCAUGGUUUUGAUCUUCAUCCAGCUUGUUAUGAGGAAUCUGCGGGACUAUGGAAGCAUUUUUGGACCAAACCAAGUCUUGAAGCUGAUGUGGAGCAAAGACAUUAUCUUGCUCGGAAUCACCGACGGUGUCAUGUAUGCCUCUACGUUCGAGGGAUUGUUCUUCCAGAAAUUGGUCAAGGCAGGCUACAUCGAUUGGUCGAAGACUGUCAUCGGGUUCACCUACCUACGCGAAUGGCCAUGGACUCACACGAUAUUUGUGGCUCUGCACGGUCUCGUCUUCGUCAUGAAACAACACAGCUACGCGUUCUACAAUGGUCACCUUUCUGGCGUCUACAAGCGAAAGGCGUCUCUGGAGCGGAAACUCAAGCAGUUAGAAGCCACACAAGCGGUCGAGGUCCCCUCUAGCCCAAAUGGCGCAUCUCACCACUCGCAGCACUUUAAUUCGACGGGCGCGGAUCUUCGGCCUGACAACAUUGCGAUUCGACGUCCCUCUGCCAGCAUCAGAACAUCCCCCAACGGCUCCGAGAAGAGCGAAGUGGCAGCAGUCGCGUCUGCUCUCGCCUCCAACCAGCCCAUUACUGCCGACCAAAUGACUACCUUUUCUACUGUCAUCAAGCACGAGAUUGAAGAGCUUACCAAAGAAUUGCAUGGGAAGUCCGAGAACGGGAAAAAUGCGUACCCUAGAAACCUCACUCUUGGCAAUAUGGCCGACUGGUCCAUCCUUCCAACUCUUGUUUACGAACUGGAGUAUCCUCGUCAAGAAGAGAUAAGUUGGGCGUAUGUGGCCGAGAAGACAGCGGCGACCUUUGGCGUGCUGGCUGUGAUGCAAGUUGUCAGUCAAGCGUACAUAUAUCCUGCAGUAGCUGCUACUAUUGCCAUGAAGGAAUCUGGCAUGACUCUGCAGCAGCGCUGGCAGGAGUUCCCGUUCAUUGUGAGCGACAUGCUGUUUCCGCUGCUGAUAGAGCAACUCCUUACAUGGUACCUGAUAUGGGAAUGCAUCCUCAACGUCCUCGCCGAACUCACCCGUUUCGCGGACAGAGGCUUCUACGGCGACUGGUGGAACAGCGUCACCUUUGAUCAAUACGCCCGUGACUGGAAUCGACCAGUCCACAACUUCCUCCUCCGACACGUGUACCACUCUAGUAUUUCAACCUUCCAACUGAGCAGAAAGGCCGCGACCUUCGUGACGUUUCUGCUGAGUGCGUUGGUGCAUGAGAUGUGCAUGGCUCUGAUCUUUAACAAAGUCAGAGGAUAUCUGUUCUGGUCGCAGCUUUUGCAACUGCCGCUCGUGGCGUUCAGCAGAUCAAAGUUCAUGAAAGAUAGGACUAUAUUGGGGAAUGUGGUCUUCUGGGUUGGAUUGUUCAUUGGGCCGUCGGUCUUGACCAGUCUUUAUCUGAUUGUGUAA
Messenger RNA from Ramularia collo-cygni, 2070 nucleotides. RefSeq names its product related to acyl-CoA cholesterol acyltransferase. The transcript is spliced from 8 exons. Gene Ontology annotation, molecular function: ergosterol O-acyltransferase activity. Gene Ontology annotation, cellular component: endoplasmic reticulum membrane. NCBI's taxonomy places the organism in Eukaryota, Fungi, Ascomycota, Dothideomycetes, Mycosphaerellales, Mycosphaerellaceae. The coding region runs from base 1 to 2070 and encodes 689 amino acids. Gene Ontology annotation, biological process: ergosterol metabolic process. The record is from RefSeq and is a predicted model, not a curated record.